Symbiodinium pilosum is the source of this 197-nucleotide messenger RNA. Lineage: Eukaryota; Dinophyceae; Suessiales; Symbiodiniaceae. The record is from the annotation of a GenBank genome assembly.
GCAGAAGCGGCCGUAUAACGAGACCGGCGGCGGCCACUACUCGGCCGCAAAAUCGCAGAGGGCAUCCUACGGCGGCGGUGCACCCGCUCCUGGACCCACGUCCUACGGCGGAGGCGGCGGCCAACAUGGGCAGCGCUACCAGCAACGAGGAGGCUACAGCGGAGGUGGUGGGGGUGCAGGCGGCAAUGCGGGCAGAG